AUGUUAGGCCACUUUGCUGGGACCCAGUCGAGGUCCCAGGCACCAGAUGAUGAGAAUGGCCGAGCGGGCACGGAGCAUGGUCUCGCCACCCCGAUCACGCCUGCACAUCCGGCAUCACAGGUCCGACACCAACGGCCAUGGCAUGUCCGCGACUACGCUGCUGAGGACGUCACAAGUGGAGGACAUGCUCAACCGCAACCUCAAGGGAUAGCGAGCAUGGACAUCCUCACCCACAAGUUGAGCAGUUCCCAUCUGCGUCUAGACAACGGCAUCCCGGCGCCUUUGUCCUGUUACCCGGCUUCUGCCUGUUCCUCUGUGGCCUCCUUUGGCCCGCCGCCUGAGCCCUUCCUGGAAGUGGCCGCUUGCUGCCCCGGGUCCUCAUCAGAACUGCCCGGCCGACAUGCUACACCCUCGUCAAUAGCAUCAACCACCGAGUCUGAUCUCACUAGACAUUCACACAAUAACAAGCAAGACGCCAGGCGCUUACGUCACAAGCCCUCGUCGCGCUGUCUCAAAGAGGCGGCCGCCAUCAGUGCCAUCCAAUCGCGAGUGGAGGAAAUGAUAUCUACAAGCACUCAGUGUAACGUGUACACUCCGUCCUUGGUACCAGUUGUGCCCAUCGAGGCCGAUGACAACGUCACGAGCCACGAGGUGGUAGGGACCAUACUGGAAGUCGACGAUAAUCCCGGCGGUGACGAUGAGUCCGAACUUGCCCUCAUAGACAGGCUCUUGACGUUGCGUCGUGCAAGCGGUACACUUGGAAUCAGGAAGAGCGGAUUCCCGCUUUACCGAUCAUCGACAGAUACCGCCCUCCGCUGCCAGAAUCUUGUUAGAAACAAGCCAAGGAUGAGACGUCGUAAAGUCAAGCCAAACACGAGCCUAUCUACAACUGCUGGGGAGGGAUCGCAACCAUGA
Messenger RNA from Diaporthe batatas, 915 nucleotides. RefSeq lists its product as uncharacterized. The coding region runs from base 1 to 915 and encodes 304 amino acids. The record is from RefSeq and is a predicted model, not a curated record. NCBI's taxonomy places the organism in Eukaryota, Fungi, Ascomycota, Sordariomycetes, Diaporthales, Diaporthaceae. The transcript has a single exon.